Molecule: messenger RNA, 1453 nt
Organism: Neurospora tetraspora
Lineage: Eukaryota; Fungi; Ascomycota; Sordariomycetes; Sordariales; Sordariaceae
Exons: 3
Coding region: 1-1029 (342 amino acids)
Source: RefSeq, a predicted model, not a curated record
AUGAGCUCACGCGGUGAUGUCCCGGACUCCUUGCGAGAAAAUAUCUUCAUGCUUCACAUGGCUAUCCACCUGCGAUUUUGUCAACUCAAGUUCAUUUUCGGUGACGAAGACGACGACGACGUCGAGCCCAACAAUCAGUAUUUCGAACUUGUCGAGCUCCUCAAGAUCGCGAGCGCGAUCUACCAAUGCGAAAGGUUCCAGUUGGAAUUGUACGACACACCAGAGUAUCGGUACCCGAUUGAAGACCAGGAGAACAAGGAUGUAGACAGGCCUGUGUACCGGAUGUUUCCUCCCGGGACGAUUCAAGAAAUUCGUCAAGAAAUUUGGAAUGAGGAGCAUCAUCAGCCGGCACCAUUUUAUGACGAACAUCAGCAAUUUCCCCACGGCGAAGGCGACGCGUAUUCGGACAACGGAAACGUCCAUGGGAAUCCGACCGGGUAUGACGGUGAAAGAGCGCGCCUGAAUGGGCUUACCAAUGGUCUUGCCAACGGACAUGCGAAUGGGCAUACAGAUGGGCAUGCGAACGGUAAUGCCAACGAGCAUACCAAUGGCCAUACCUACGGUAACCUUAUCGAGGUUAAUGAUGCCGUUAUCAGGAAUCUGGCCAGGCACAACAUUGGGGACACCAACAUGAAUGGGGUGACCAAUGGUCUUACCAAUGGAUAUACUAAUGGGCUUACGAAUGGGCAUAUGAACGGUAAUUUCAACGGGUAUACCAAUGGCAAUAUCAACGAUAGCACCAACUUGGGCGAUCGAGUCAAUGAACUACCUAACGUCAGUGGCACCAGCGCGAGUGCUGUCAACUCCCAACUUCAACCUCCGCCUUUUCGUCCGCAGCGUCAACACCCCCAUCAACCCCCGCCUCAGCUUCCCGUCCAAUUCCCUCCUGAACCGGAUCACCAACGGCAACCUGAGGUUAGCAGGGCCAUCGCCAACAAUUGCGUCGCCACGUUUGAAAUUAUUGACGGCCGCAUCGCCCACGGUAACAUCGUCGAAAGCGACAUUGUCGACAGCGACAUGGAGAUAUAAAACAGUAUUGUCAAUAACAGCGUCAUUACCAGCAGGCAGUAGGAUCAUCGCCAGUAACAUCAACGACUGGAACAUCCUCAACAGCAAUAUCGACGGCCAUACCAUCAUCUAUCUACAACCGUAGCGCCCGCAAUGGUGAUGGUCGAUUCUCUUGACAUGAGUGUUCUCAGCAUUACCGGGAGAGGGAACGAUGAUGUGAACGGCAACGUCAAUGGCAAUACCCGUUGCUGGGAGUACCGACGGUCAAUAAACACCAGAUUGACUGGGCUUUGUUGGGUUCAGGAAUACCGGAUAAUCUGCGCAGCGUACAUGGUAGACUAGACUCUCGGGGCUUGUCUGUUUGUUUCUUUCGUUCACACGACAAUUUUAGAAUAAGAUAGCGAUAUCCAGUAGCGAGUAAAGUGCUUUCGGCGUUUCAAUCCAU